AUGCCCUCACUCGCCCACUUGCGACGAGCAGUCGAGGAGACGCCCCGGACUCACUUCAAUGUGGCCCGCACAGUCUCUCAAAUCUACAAGAAGAUCCGCCCUGCAGGACAGAUUGGCCCCCUCAAGGUCUUCGCUCGAAGCGACGACUCUGACAAUGGCUCCGACACGGUUCUCAACGCCCUGUUAGCCGUGCUCGGCGUCGCCUUCCUUAUUCUCAUUCUUGUAUCUAUUCUGCUUGUGCUUCGCCGCGUCCGCCGCAAGCGGCAGCAGCAGGGCCAGGAGCCUGCUUUACCCUCGUACAACGACGUCAAGAACCACCAAGGCCUUACCAUCGAGACCAAGCACAACGGCCGCUCCAGCGUGCUCUUCAUCAGCCGGGACGGCCAGCCUAUGCUGCGCACUCCCAGCUCACCACCUCACUCUCCCGACAAUGUCCCCGAGAUUCACAUUACGUUCCCUGAUGAGCAAGACGAGCAAGGUGGCCGGAAGAGCGGCCGGGUUGUCGUUGUUCGCGUUGGCGAAAACGCAACAGUCGGCCUCGAGCCCAUGCAUGACGAAGAGCUGCCCGCCUACGAGAAGGAGGCUGGCGGCCAGUUCUACUCUGUCGAUAUGAACCAGAUUGGCGGCCUCAAGGAGAAGGACCAUUCCUACUUCGAUCACUACUGA
Trichoderma gamsii is the source of this 666-nucleotide messenger RNA. RefSeq lists its product as hypothetical. The transcript has a single exon. The record is from RefSeq and is a predicted model, not a curated record. Lineage: Eukaryota; Fungi; Ascomycota; Sordariomycetes; Hypocreales; Hypocreaceae. The coding region runs from base 1 to 666 and encodes 221 amino acids.